UAUAUAUAUAUAUAUUAUUUGGUAUGCAUCGGCGGUACAAACACAUAUGUGUAUUGCAUAAUUCCUAAAAGAUUGGUAACAUUCUUCAAUACCUACCCUAUAUUUUUUUUACGGCUACGCAUUUGGGGAAGUUAUAUAAAUCGUCUUCGUGUGCUUUGUGCGUUUUCUCUCUUGGGUGGUCCUUGAACAUUGGUCCAACCUUGUACCGUGCAAUCCAUGCGUUUCAACACACAGCCACAGGGGGUGGAAAAGAUCUAAUCUUUUUCUUUUUUCUUGCCCAUAAAAACCGUUGUUUUUUCUGGUUUUCUACUGAUUCAAUCCAUUCGCCCCAAAAUAAUGGUUUCUGGUAAAGAAAGUUUGGAUUUUUGGCUUACUGCAAUGAGUUUUGAGUGAUUCUGGAGAAAACCCAUCAUGGAUCUCGAACGAGUGAGCGGCAGCAACCCGGUUAAGAAGGAAUCUUGGUGGGCGGUUCUGACCUUGGCUUAUCAGAGCUUGGGGGUCGUCUAUGGCGAUUUAAGCACUUCGCCAUUGUAUGUCUACAAGAGCACUUUCGCAGAAGACAUCCAACACUCGGAGACGAACGAAGAGAUCUUCGGUGUCCUGUCCCUCGUCUUUUGGACGCUAACCUUGAUUCCAUUGGUCAAAUACGUCUUUAUUGUUCUUCUGGCUGAUGAUAAUGGCGAAGGCGGGACCUUUGCUCUCUACUCACUGUUGUGUCGCCAUGCCAGGAUUAGCUCCUUGCCCAAUUGCCAGCUCGCUGACGAGGAGCUGUCUGAGUAUAGAAAUAUUUCUGGGGCAAAUCCGAAGAACAGAAAAGCUCCGGGGUGGGGUUUGAAUUUGAAAUAUACACUCGAGAAGUAUAGCGUUCUGCAAAACAUGUUACUCGUUUUGGCGCUGAUUGGGACUUGUAUGGUCAUCGGCGACGGCGUUCUCACGCCCGCAAUUUCUGUUUUCUCAGCCGUCUCUGGACUAGAGUUAUCCAUGUCAAAGGAGCAUCACCAAUACGUGGAGGUUCCAAUUGCAUGUGGGAUACUGAUACUGUUGUUCUCGCUCCAACAUUACGGGACGCAUCGUGUAGGCUUCUUGUUUGCACCCAUUGUAGUCACUUGGCUUUUCUGCAUAAGCGCCAUUGGAGUGUACAACAUAUUUCACUGGAACCCCCUUGUUUACAAAGCCCUCUCUCCUUAUUACAUCUACAAGUUCCUCAAGAAGACGCGCAAAGGCGGCUGGAUGUCCCUUGGAGGCAUCCUUUUGUGCAUAACAGGCUCGGAAGCAAUGUUUGCUGAUCUUGGUCACUUCUCUCAGUCAUCGAUAAAGAUUGCUUUCACCUUCAUGGUUUACCCAUCUCUGAUUCUUGCAUACAUGGGCCAAGCUGCUUACCUCUCUAAGCACCACAUCAUUGAAAGCGAUUACAGAAUCGGGUUUUACGUUUCCGUCCCUGAGAGAAUAAGAUGGCCGGUUCUGGUAAUCGCCAUACUGGCAGCUGUGGUGGGGAGUCAGGCCAUAAUCACCGGAACUUUCUCCAUCAUCAAGCAAUGCUCGGCUUUAGGCUGUUUCCCGAGGGUCAAAAUCGUCCACACCUCGUCAAAAGUUCACGGCCAGAUUUACAUCCCAGAGAUCAACUGGACUCUCAUGCUCUUGUGCUUGGCCGUCACCAUCGGUUUCCGUGACACCAAACACAUCAGCAAUGCCUCAGGACUGGCGGUUAUAACGGUUAUGCUGGUAACGACCUGCCUGAUGUCACUAGUGAUAGUCUUGUGCUGGCGAAAGAGCAUUUUCCUUGCCAUUGGCUUCAUCUUCUUCUUCGGGACGAUCGAAGCACUCUACUUCUCGGCAUCCCUCAUCAAAUUCCUCGAGGGGGCGUGGGUCCCUAUCGCCCUCUCCUUCAUCUUCCUCGUCAUAAUGUACAUAUGGCACUAUGGGACUCUCAAGAAGUAUGAGUUUGACGUCCAGAACAAAGUAUCCAUCAACUGGAUCUUGACCCUCAGCCCGAACCUUGGCAUUGUCCGUGUCCGUGGCAUCGGUGUGAUCAACACCGAGCUCGUGUCAGGAAUUCCCGCCAUCUUCUCUCACUUUGUCACCAAUCUCCCUGCCUUCCAUCAAGUGGUUGUCUUCCUCUGCGUGAAAUCAGUUCCUGUCCCACACGUCAAACCCGAAGAACGGUUUCUUGUCGGAAGGGUUGGCCCAAAGGAGUACCGUUUCUACCGCUGCAUUGCCCGGUACGGUUACAGGGAUCUUCACAGGGACGACGUUGAGUUUGAGAACGACCUCGUCUGCAGCAUUGCAGAGUUCAUACGAUCAGAGAGACCGCCGGAGAAUUCACCCGACCCGGAUGAAUCAGAGACUGACGAGAGGCUCACGGUGGUCGGAACAUCAUCCUCCAACGUGGAAGGGGUGAGGAUAUGCGAGAAUGGCGGGCCAUCGGAAGCGAUAGAGGGGAUAUCUUCGCCGGAAAACCAGAGGAAAAGGGUGAGAUUUGUGUUGCCGGAGAGUUCAAGAAUAGAGAGGGGGGCGGAGGAGGAGCUGACGGAGCUGAUGGAGGCGCGUGAAGCAGGAAUGGCGUUUAUAAUGGGACAUUCGUACGUGAGGACCAAGAGCGGAUCCAGUUUCAUGAAGAAGAUCGCCAUUAAUCUUGGCUAUGAUUUUAUCAGAAGGAACUCAAGAGGACCUUGUUAUGGUCUCUCCACUCCUCAUGCCUCUACUCUUGAGGUGGGUAUGGUCUAUCUUGUUUGAUUCUAUGCCCUCUUCUUUUAAUGCUUUUGUAUAAGCUUUGAAGUUUUGUAAAUGAUAAGAACAAUUUUCAGGGUUUUUUUUCCUUCUUUUUUUGGGGGAAUUUUA
Messenger RNA from Tarenaya hassleriana, 2838 nucleotides. Its product is annotated as potassium transporter 8. Gene Ontology annotation, biological process: potassium ion transmembrane transport. Bases 412 to 2733 code for a protein of 773 amino acids. NCBI's taxonomy places the organism in Eukaryota, Viridiplantae, Streptophyta, Magnoliopsida, Brassicales, Cleomaceae. The transcript is spliced from 9 exons. Gene Ontology annotation, cellular component: membrane. The record is from RefSeq and is a predicted model, not a curated record. Gene Ontology annotation, molecular function: potassium ion transmembrane transporter activity.